AUGGCGGGGCCGGGGCCCGGAGCGGCCCCUCCGCGCCUGGCGCUGGCCCUGGCGCUGCUGGCCGCGCUGCUGGCCGCCAAGUACUACCGGGACGCGGAGGCGGCGCGGCAGCAGGAGCUGGCUCUGAAGUCCUUGGGGAAUGAGGGGCUGUUCCUCUUCUCCUCCCUGGACACCAACAAGGACCUGUACCUGAGCCCAGAGGAGUUCAAACCCAUUGCUGAGAAGCUCACAGGGGUUGCUCCAGUGUCAGAGUCUGAAGAGGAGGAGACACCAGAUGCAGAUGGGGAGACUCUGUCCAUCGUGGCCAAGUUCCAGCCCCUGCUCAUGGAAACGAUGACGAAGAGCAAGGAUGGCUUCUUGGGAAUUUCCCACGUGGCUCUGUCUGGGCUCAGGAACUGGACGGCCCCAGCAGCCCCCAUGAGUGUCCUGCUUGCCAGGCAGUUCAAAGCCUUCCUCCCUCCUAAGGACAAUCUGGAUCUUGGGGAGCCCUGGUGGAUCAUUCCCAGUGAGCUGAACAUCUUCACUGGGUAUCUCUCCAACAACAGGUUUUACCCUCCGCCUCCCAAGGGCAAAGAGGUGCUCAUCCACAGGCUGCUGAGCAUGUUCCACCCGCGCCCCUUCGUCAGGACGCGCUUCGCCCCGCAGGGAGCCGUGGCCUGCCUCCAGGCCAGCAGCAGCUUCUACUACAGCGUGGCAUUCCGGAUCCACGCCGAAUUCCAGCUGAACGAGCCACCGAACUUCCCCUUCUGGUUCUCCCCGGGGCAGUUCACAGGUUACAUUGUCCUGUCCAAGGACUCCUCCCACGUCAGGGACUUCAGGCUCUUCGUUCCCAACAACAGGUCCCUGAACGUGGACAUGGAGUGGCUCUACGGGGCAAGCGAGAGCAGCAACAUGGAGGUGGACAUUGGCUACCUGCCCCAGAUGGAGCUGGAAUCCACAGGGCCCUCGGUGCCCUCCGUGAUCCACGAUGAGGACGGGAAGGUCCUGGCCAGCAGGGACCCCUCGGGGGAGCCCAUCCAGUUUGUGUUUGAGGAGAUCACCUGGCAGCAGCAGAUCCCCUGGCAGGAGGCAGCCCACAGGCUGGAGGUGGCCAUGUACCCAUUUAAGAAGGUCUCCUACCUGCCCUUCACAGAAGCCUUUGAGAGAGCACAAGCAGAGAAGAAGCUGGUGCACUCCAUCCUGCUCUGGGGGGCCCUGGAUGACCAGUCCUGCUGAGGUUCGGGGCGAACUCUCCGGGAAACCGUCCUGGAAAGUUCGCCCAUCCUCGCCCUGCUCAACGAGAGCUUCAUCAGCAGCUGGUCCCUGGUCAAGGAGCUGGAGGAGCUGCAGAGCAACAGAGAGAAUGAGCUCCACAGCAAACUGGCCAAGCUGCACCUGGAGAAAUACAACUUCCCUGUGGAGAUGAUGAUCUGCCUCCCCAACGGCACGGUGGUUCACCACAUCAAUGCCAACUAUUUCCUGGACAUUACUUCCAUGAAGCCUGAAGAUGUUGAAAGCAGCAUCUUUAGUUUCUCAACCAAUUUUGAAGACCCUUCAACUGCAACUUACCUCCAGUUCCUGAAGGAAGGGCUGCACAGAGCAGAACCUUACCUGCAGCCCUAAAAGCAGGCACUGAAUGCCCCCCUGAGAUGGCCAAAGACUCCAGAGAUCUAUUUUGGUUACAGCAAAUCCUCCUGAUCCCCGUGGCAGACGCUGAACUGCAGCAGUCCCAGCUCUGGAUCCUGGUGUGAGCUGAGUUCAGCUCCACAGCCUGCCCCUCUCACUGCAGACACAUUUCUGCAGGAGUGCAAAUACCUGAACACACUCCCAGUGCCCCUGCCUGGGUGUGCACCCACCCUCAUUGCUCUGGAGCUGCUGCAGGCCCAGAGCUGGCCUGCAGGACUUGCUGAGAGCAGGGACAGCACUGCCAUCGUGACCAAACACUCGUGCCCAGCACAGAGCCAGCAGCCCUGGGCAGUCGCUGUCCCCUGGGGCCAGCCUGGCGUCCUGGGCAGCUCUGGCUCUGACAGUGACAGUCUGUGUGACAGCACUGUGGCAGCCCUGAGCUCCUGUGGCACCUGGUGGCCUUGCUCAGGGAGGGUCUGUGCCCCGAGGGUGGCAUGGGGACAGCAAGAGUGGGCAUCAGAGGGGUGAGCUGAGGAUCAGUGUGAGCUCCCAGGCUGAAGGACACAGCAGUGAGCAGUGUCCCACCCACCCAUCCAUCCAUCCCUCCCCAGCAGCUCUGGGACCUUGUCCCCGUGUCCCCUUGGAGCUGCUGCUCUGUCCCUGUCUGCUUUGAGCUCCCAGGUUGUGAACAUGAAGUACCCUCUGGGAGUGCCCUGGGAUCCUCACCUGGCUGGGGACUGGGCAGCUCUAAAAGCCAGCAGUACAAAAAGGUAUUUUCAGGAAUUUUUUCCAAAGAGAUUGUUCAGACACGAAGCCAUCAUCCCUCAUCUGAAGCCGCCCUAAGCAGUUGCUCCUGCUCUGUGCCAAUGCCUGGAUCAGAAUGAGCAUCAUUUUGUGAUUUGGAGAAGGAAAGGUUGAGUGAAAUGGGAUUUAAGGCAAAUUCCUACAGACACGUGAGGGACAAAGCAUCCUCAGUAGCUGCCUGCAGCCAGCCCUGGCUGCUGACGCUUUUUCUGCUCUCUGAAGCACAAUUGUGUUGGACCAAAUCAAAUUAAGGGAAAA
Molecule: messenger RNA, 2667 nt
Organism: Melospiza melodia melodia
Lineage: Eukaryota; Metazoa; Chordata; Aves; Passeriformes; Passerellidae
Gene: SELENON
Product: selenoprotein N
Exons: 12
Biological process (GO): skeletal muscle fiber development; calcium ion homeostasis
Cellular component (GO): endoplasmic reticulum membrane
Source: RefSeq, a predicted model, not a curated record